Molecule: messenger RNA, 2865 nt
Organism: Strongylocentrotus purpuratus (purple sea urchin)
Lineage: Eukaryota; Metazoa; Echinodermata; Echinoidea; Camarodonta; Strongylocentrotidae
Product: tenascin-N-like
Exons: 14
Coding region: 1-2865 (954 amino acids)
Molecular function (GO): protein binding
Source: RefSeq, a predicted model, not a curated record
AUGCUCUUCAGCAGACUGUGGGUAUUCUACACUGGGCCGGAUGGGGUAGAAGUGCAGGGGAAUCCCACUACCGAUCCCACAACAACCAUUACAGGUCUUACUCCUGGAACUACUUAUAACUUUCGCGUGGAAUCAACUGAUGCAGCGGGACAAAGAGUAUUGGGCAAUGUACCAGCCACUACAGAUCUACAGGCACAAAUCAAUGUUGAUGGUGUAUCAGAAACAUCGGCAACAUUAUCAUGGACGCCUAUUCCUGGAAGCUUUUUCUACCGGGUAUUCUACACUGGGCCGGAUGGAGUAGAAGUGUCAGGAAAUCCCUCUACCGAUCCCACAACAACCAUUACAGGUCUUACUCCUGGAACUACUUAUAACUUCCGCGUGGAAUCAACUGAUGCAGCGGGACAAAGAGUAUUGGGAAAUGUACCAGCCACUACAGAUCUACAGACACAAAUCAAUGUUGACAGUGUAACACCAACAUCGGCAACGUUAUCAUGGACGCCUGUUCCUGGAAGCUUUUUCUACCGGGCAUUCUACACUGGACCGGAUGGAGUAGAACAGUCGGGAAAUCCCUCUACCGAUCCCACAACAACCAUUACAGGUCUUACUCCUGGAACUACUUAUAACUUCCGCGUGGAAUCAACUGAUGCAGCGGGACAAAGAGUAUUGGGAAAUGUACCAGCCACUACAGAUCUACAGACACAAAUCAAUGUUGACAGUGUAACACCAACAUCGGCAACGUUAUCAUGGACGCCAAUUCCUGGAAGCUUUUUCUACCGGGUAUUCUACACUGGGCCGGAUGGAGUAGAACAGUCGGGAAAUCCCUCUACCGAUCCCACAACAACCAUUACAGGUCUUACUCCUGGAACUACUUAUGACGUCCGAGUGGAAUCAACUGAUGCAGCGGGACAAAGAGUAUUGGGAAAUGUACCAGCCACUACAGAACCUCUUCAGACUGAGGUACGUGUAGAUUCGGUCACCGAAAACACGGCAGUCAUCUCGUGGACACCUGUUCCUGGCAGCAUUAUUUAUCAGAUAUUCUACACUGGACCAGAUGGAAUACAACGGGUGGUUUCCACAACAGAUCCUACAACCACUCUUACCGGACUUACUCCUGGGUCUUCGUAUGACAUCAGAGUGCAGACGACUUCUAGCACCGGUCAACAGUCAGACGUGGGCACUACUACAACUACUACAGAUCUACAGACACAAAUCAAUGUUGAUAGUGUAUCAUCAACAUCGGCAACAUUAUCAUGGACGCCAAUUCCUGGAAGUUUUUUCUACCGGGUAUUCUACACUGGACCGGAUGGAGUAGAACAGUCGGGAAAUCCCACUACCGACCCCACAACAACCAUAGCAGGUCUUACUCCUGGAACUACUUAUACCUUCCGCGUGGAAUCAACUGAUGGAGCGGGACAAAGAGUAUUAGGAAAUGUACUAGCCACUACAGAUCUUCCAACUGAAGUCAAUGUAGAUUCAGCCACACAAGACUCUGCCACUAUCUCAUGGACACCGAUACCUAAUACCAUCGUAUAUCAGAUAUCCUACACUGGUCCAGAUGGAAAUGUAGUAACUGCUUCCGCCACUUCAGAGACUGUUAUACUAAAUGGCCUGCUUCCAGCAACGGCAUACAAUGUUGAUGUUGCUGCCCUCACGAAUACAGUACGAGUGGAAGUUGGAAACACAGUUGCAACAACAACAGCCCUACCAACGUCAGUCACAAUUCUAGGAACAACUCCAAAUACAAUCAGCGCAGAGUGGACGCCAAUACAAGAUGCCUUCAUAUACCGCAUAGACUAUGUCAGUGCUGAUGGCCAACACACAGGAAUUGUCACUUCAGAUGUACCCCAAGCGGUUAUAAGCAGUCUACAGCCGGGUACGACUUACACGAUAACAGUUCUUGGUAUCGUACCGGGGGGCAGCGUUCAAGUUGGUUCAGAGACGGCAACAACAGACAUACAGCUUGAUCUCACCGCCAGUGUCUCAAACAUCCAAACUACAAGCUUCGACGUCAUGUUACAAGAUAGACCUGAAUUUACCUACCCAAGCUACAGGGUCACAGUCAGUGAAGUUGGUGGUCCAUUCUCUGUACAACUUCCCGCCACUGCAAAUCGUGAUGGCGGUAUACUGACUGUCAAUGCCGUCGGUCUUACAGCCGGCACGGAAUAUAAUGUGAAUAUCCAAGGUGUAACCAGUGUUGGACAGCUUGAAGAUCAAGUAACUUUCAACGAAUUUACAAGACCGAAUCCACCUAUAAAUGGCCGCUUCUCAGAAGUAAAUGGAGCUACAGUUUUUCUUGAAUGGAAUCCCCCUGCUGAUGGGCGACUUGAUGGGUACAUAGUGGUACAUGGUACCGAAACUCAGGAUCCUUCUACACUUACACAGGCUGUAAUUCCCCUUGGUCAGACCAGUUAUGCCGUCUCAGGACUCAAUCCUCUCAUUCCCUACGUCAUAGGACUGGUGUCUUACCGGGAUUCAGUAGAAAACUUCAGUGAUUUCGCAGAGCUUCUUCAAGAACGCAAUUCUAAUUUGGUAAUAAAUCGAGAACACAACAUCUCUACAGUCAUCAUCCUAACCGAUGAGAGUUUCAUCUCUACAGUCCUCAUCCUAACCGAUGAGAGUUUCAAUAAAUACCUCAAUGUUUUAUCCUUUGAGCAGCUGAUAAUGAAUGUGCUAGUAGACCUUGUCAGAAUGGUGGCCAGUGCUUUGGUGAAUCAGGAGGUAGAUCUAGAUGUGAAUGCAUCAACGGCUUCAGCGGUACUAGCUGUGAAACAGCCACAGAUGAAUGUGCCAGUGAACCAUGCCAAAAUGGAGGAACUUGCUUCGAUAUUCCAAACGGAUACAUAUGUAGUUGCCCUGCUGGGAUAA